Scophthalmus maximus (turbot) is the source of this 1382-nucleotide messenger RNA. RefSeq names its product C-x(9)-C motif containing 2 (gene cmc2). Lineage: Eukaryota; Metazoa; Chordata; Actinopteri; Pleuronectiformes; Scophthalmidae. The transcript is spliced from 4 exons. The record is from RefSeq and is a predicted model, not a curated record. The coding region runs from base 434 to 673 and encodes 79 amino acids. Gene Ontology annotation, cellular component: mitochondrion.
CUAAUUAACUCGUUAAGUUUAACGAAUUUUACCCAAGUUAAGAUCAGUUGGAUUUAUAAAAGUGUGUAUUCAGUUAAAAUGGGAGGGUGAGCAGCAGUGUUUGGAGUUUCCAGUCAGCUUUGUAAUAACAUUAGCACAAAAACCAUAGCCACGUGCGGACUGUUGUUAGCUACCUAGCUACCUGGCCGCUGCCACAUACACCUGCUUCCCUGCGCAUGGACCCAGCCUCGGGACCGUUUGUCUUCACUCAGCUAACCGUGGGUCAGAGGGGUUUGAACUCAGUCCGCUCCCUGAAGAGGAGCUCUGAAGAACAGGCACAACCGGGGAAACGGGGACGCGCUUUACAAACAAUAAUCGUCCAUGUCACCUCCAGGGCUCCGAACAUUUCCAUGGGACAUUUCGCUGCAGUGGCUCAGUAAACCCUUAACUCAGAAUGCACCCGGAUCUGUCGCCUCACCUGCACACGGACGAGUGCAAUGAACUGAUAAACCAGCUGAGGCAGUGCCACAUGCAGCACAAUGUCAUGAAGUUCUUCGGCACGUGCAACGAAGUGGACCGCGCUAUGCGUCACUGCAUGAAGAAGGAGAGACUGGAGAAGCGGGAGCGCAGCAAGCAGCAUGCAAAGGAGAUGAAAAGAAGGCUGAAGGAAGGGCCCAAGGAGGAGCAGUUCUGAAGGACAUUUUACUGCAGCUUUGCUGCUCAAAGUGUUCAGAUACUGGGACAUUGCGUUAAGGGCGUCACUGUGUAACAUGGGUCCCCUGCUGUUUUUCUAUAGAGACAGGAAGGGUUGUAACUCUGUAACUCAGAGAAGUGUGGCUUAUAUUAGCAUUGGCAGGCAUGGUGUAAUAAUGUACAUCAGCUACUUCCUGAUGCUGUUAUAUCUAGCUUAUUUAAAUGUUGGUAUCAUAUGUGCACCAGCAAUGACAAACCUGGUGAUGAUGUACAGCUUAAUCCCAUGUUGAACGUGUAAUGAACCCUGCCGACUAAAACAAAACAACCACAUAUUGUUCUUUGGAUUACAAACGGCUAUUUUGGAUCCUCAUUUAUUUCCCCUGUGUUAGCAGUGCACUCCCACUCCGUCAGAGAGCUAGUUAGUUUAGCAGAGCCCUUUCAUCCAACCAUUAUUUCAGUUGGCAGGACACUCAGGAAUAUUCUAGGACCUGGAAACUAUUCGUGAGAACAGAGAGAAUCCAUUUCAGGGCAUAAAAGAUGCACGUCAACAAAAAAAAAGGCCCAUAACAAGAUGACCAGUGGCCGGGUUACUCUCAAUGUGGGUAUACAUGCUGUACGUUAUUCGCUGUUCGAACAUUUGUUUUAAAGGAGAAUCAUAUUGAUUCAUGAAGAGAUUAAUUCCUUUGAAAUAAAGUAAAAUCAUAUAUUAA